GAGUGACUUGCGCUUGUCAACACUGUACUGACAACAGUGCGAAGUUGAAAAUCUGAACAUGCCGCUUAAUAAAAUAAUAAUGCAGCUGAGACCCAUAUCUAAAAUAAGUAUCCAGACACAACGUCAUCACAGUCUUUAUUUAUUUUUGAAAUUGAUUGAGAGCAUGCCAACUAGACGUUUGUCAAAAGCAGUAAUUCAAGAAAUGCAAUGCUCUCAGAAUUUCUGUUCAUAUGCUAAACAUAGAUGGUCAAACAUUCUGCAACAACAUAGGGUCUGGUCAAGACAUUCAUUUAGAGAUUUAAGACUAACUCUAUGCCAAGCUAUGUGAACCCAUUAAUAGAACUACAAAAGUAUGUCAGUAUUCCCAUUAUUCCACCAGAGGAAGCCGUUUUCUCACCAACAGAAGAAGAAGUGUUUCAUGCAACUAAAAUCUUCACUAGCAGCAGAGUAGGUUCAGAAGAGGCAGUUCGAUUUGUUGGGACAUAUAUUAAUGGAGCAGAAAUGCCUGAAAGCUCUCUGCCUGAGGUGGCAUUUUUAGGACGAAGUAAUGUUGGAAAAUCAUCCCUUAUUCGCAGCAUACUUGGUGCACACCCACAAGUCAGAGUCAACAUUUCCAAGAAACCUGGCCACACAAAGGCACUUAAUCUUUACUGCAUUAGACAUCACUUCACUCUUGUGGAUAUGCCAGGCUAUGGCUUUAAUAUGCCUCACAACUUUGAAAAAUCUGUGGAGGCAUACCUCUGCAGCAGUCGCAGAUUGUGCAGAACGUUCCUCCUUGUAGAUGCUGAUGUAGGGCUGACUUGUACAGACAAUAUUGCUUUGGGUAUGAUGAAGGAAGCUGGAAUACCAUUUGUUAUUGUGUUGACAAAGAUUGAUAAAGCAAGCCGACAUAAAGUUCUCAAGAAUCUUUUCGCUGUUGUUGAAGCAUGUAAACAAGAAGGUGGACAUACAUGUUUCUCACAGCCUUUUCUUGUCAGUUCCCAUUCUGGAGAAGGACUAUUACUGCUGGAGACUUUCAUUGCCUACGUCACUGGAUGUAUCGAGAUCAAGGGACAGUAAUUUCCUCAUCAAAGAUCACAGUCUGUUACUAACGAUAAGCUGCAACAGUAUAACAUCAAAAUCUAAACUUGAUGGUAUUGCAUUAAUCUAGUAUGAAACACUAGAAAACUUGUCACAUGAAUUUAUUUUAAAUGUGAAGAAAAGUAAAAAUGGGACACUAAAGCAUGAUAUCUAUCUCAAAAGUUUAUGAAUCUGGAUGUAAAUAAUAAAGCGGGUGCUAACAACCAUCUCUACCAAAACUAAACGGGCCGCUACAUUGUGUCAGUGCUUGCCAAACAACUUUGCAUUAAGACUUGUUCACAGGUGACGUUUGUGCAUUUAAUUUUUGUCUUUAGACAGUCAUUUAUUAUCACAAUAAACUAUAUACUUUCUUGAAUGGAUGACAAAAACUGUGACUAGUGUACUAAUAAAGGGAAGGACAUGAAUCUUCAUUGAAUGUGAUUUAUUUAUACAGUAAGGAAAUUUUUUUAAAGAAUAAAACCAUUUUAUGAAAAUACUUUGGGAACAGCCAUCAAUAAAGAAUGGUGUUUGUCAAUAUUUGAUGUCAAUUUUUCUUUUCAACAUAACAUUAAUGCAAGAUAGCAGCUAAUUUUUUUCAUUUCUGUGAUGAAUCUAUGAUUUCCAGAAAAGAGGUCCCAGCAUCCCCUUACAGAAAAAUUGUAGUCCCUCUUUGACAAGAUUUAAAAUGCUAAAAACAAUCCUGCUUGCAUUGUUUCCAUGAGCUAGAAGCUUACUACAUUAUACUGCUUCUUUACAAUGGUUGCCAUCCACUUAAACUUGAGCAUGUCUUCCACCUUGACUGCUUAUCCAUGAAAUUCUUGAACAACUUGUAUAUGAGACUUUGGAACUGCCCUACAAAAGACUUUGUCAUCCUCUUCUUGUUCCUUGCCUAGUUCAGGAACCUGUUGAUGAACCAUUGUGGCUAUGCACACUACAACAUGCUGUAGCAAACUUCAUUUAGAUGAUGGCCACUUCCUUGCUCACCUUUUCACCUUUUUAAAAUAGUACCGUAACAACUUUAUUUCCCUGCCAUUUGAGUGCUGAAAUUGUGAUGUAGAUACUUGCUAUUAUGUGUGCACAUGUUUAUUCACAUAUUUGGUUUUGUAUGUGCAAGGCAGAUGUGUUUCUGCAUAGCAGAAAUGUAUUUAAGUGUUGUGUGUUUUUGUGCGAGUAUGAGUAAUGAGCUGUCUCUUGAUGUAUGCAUGUGAUGUCUAUGAAAUUUUUAUUUUGUGAGUUUUUCUUUUAAAGCACAAAAAUCUA
Pomacea canaliculata is the source of this 2319-nucleotide messenger RNA. Its product is annotated as GTP-binding protein 8-like. Gene Ontology annotation, cellular component: mitochondrion. Bases 313 to 1059 code for a protein of 248 amino acids. Gene Ontology annotation, molecular function: GTP binding. The record is from RefSeq and is a predicted model, not a curated record. The transcript has 6 exons. NCBI's taxonomy places the organism in Eukaryota, Metazoa, Mollusca, Gastropoda, Architaenioglossa, Ampullariidae.